ACGUCACAGUUCGUCCAGGUCUGCAUAGCAAACCAGUUAGCAUUACAUCUCUGUUAGCGAGGCGCUCUAAUAAGUAGACAGAUCUGGUCAUGGAGGAGCACAGUCUGACCUGCACCAUCUGCUUGGACCGUUUCCAAUACCCAGUGACUAUCCCUUGUGGCCACACCUUCUGCAAGAAAUGCAUAUCCACACACUGGGAUCAGAUGGAGCAAGAUGGACCUCAGAAUACAUCAUUCAACUGCCCAGUUUGCAAAGAGACAUUCUCCCCUAGACCCAAUCUGAAUCGGAACGUGUCCCUGUCCGUUUUGAGCGAAGUGGCUGCCAACAGCACAGCAGAGAGAUCUGCGGGUGCGGCGUGUAGUAUGGACCGAGUCGAAGACGUCUCCGAGGAGCUCUGUCCUCGCCAUCAAAAGCCUCUUAUUUACUACUGCAGGAAAGAUUGUAUGUGUGUGUGCUGUGUGUGCUCUUUGAAAGAGUGCAAAGACCACGACAAGGUGCUGGUGGAAGAGGAAAGGUGCAACCGUGAGGAGGCACUGAAGAAGAAAAGCAUGGAGAUCGGAAAGUGCAUGGAGGAUACAGAGAAGAACAUUCAGCUACUCUCAGAAAAUAUCACUGAAGCUAAGGUGUCGCUGCAGCAGACGUCUCAGUGGGUGAGCGCCAAGUUCUCACAGCUGCUGAAGGUGCUGAUGGAGAAACAGGAAGUGACGCAGAGUUUCCUGGAGCAGCAGCAGGCCAGCACGGUGUCUCAGGCCGAGUCUCGGCUCAGCAACCUGCAGGAGAAACUUAAGCAGCUCGGAGAGCUUCAGGAGCAGAUCAGCAGCCUCUGUGCCGUCCCCGACCGCCAGCUCAUUCAGGACUCCAGGCUGGUGGAGGUCCCUCAGAUGGUUUCAGUUCCUGUAGACGUCAGUGUAAACCUUCAGGAGAAGCUGAGUCCGGUCACAGACGUCCUGUCUCGCAUCUCAAAGCUGGUGUGUGAGGAUCUGGAUAAAGCUGUGUACGCAGCUGUGAGCCACAUCAAAGAAGGCUCUCCUCAAGACAAGAGACCAAUGCUUGCUGUUGUGCCAAGUCCAGCCACUCCGCCUUAUCCAGCCGGAAAGCAGGGCCUCAUUCAAUACCGUUGUUCGUUGACCUUUGACCCUCGCACAGCCAACGGUCACCUCAUGCUUUCUCAGAACAACCAGCGAGCGGAGCACCUGACCUCAGGGCCUCGUCAGGUGCCAGCUCACGAGGCGCGUUUCGAUUAUACCUGGCAGGUGUUGUGCUUUGAGAAUUUCACACACGGUCGCCACUACUGGGAGCUGGAGGUGUCCAAACCGUGGGCGUACGUAGGCGUGACGUACCCGAGCAUCCUACGCAAGGAGAAAGGCAGGACAUCCAUGCUGGGAAUGAACGAGCUGUCAUGGAGCCUGGAGCUGAACGAGCGCCAGCUCACGGCUUGGCACGGCAGUCACGGAGAGCCUGUAAAAGGCGAGCUGCAGUUAAACAAACGCCCUCUGCGUAUCGGCAUGCUGCUGGACUAUGAGGAAGGCACUCUGGCUUAUUACGGGGAGAACCAAGUGAGGUUGCACGCCUUCCACUGCAUCUUUUCCCAUGAGCUCUAUCCUGCCUGCUGGAUCGGAGAGGGGGUCAGCGUCACUCUCUGCCCAGUGUGAGCAACCUUACAAGUUCAGAAACACCGUGAUUCAGCCCAUGAAGCACUUUCUAACUUAUUGAACUCUGCAGCAAAUAAACAAGCACACCAUAGGACCACUUAAGUCCACUAGAGUAGGGAAGUAGUUCCAGGCCUCCUGAGAACUAACAAAUGCUUCUUGCAAAAUCCGCUUCCUGAAACCUGGAAUUUUUUAUUAGAAAAGCGAGCUGAAGCGCUGUGCUCAAAGACACGUAUUACAGAACUCCCAAAAGCCAGACGCUCCAGCACAAGUUACACUUUUUAUUUAAUAAAGAGAACCAUCUUCUUCACUAAUAUUUUUUUUUCUGACGUUGCGUUUGUGUAACGUUAACGAUUUUGUUGCAGUUAAUGCACUUUGUGGUAUGGUGAAAAUGUUCGGUACUGAAAAUGGUGUUUUCACACACGGACAAGCGGUUAAUGAAUGAAUGAAUGAAUGAAUGAAUGAAUGGUCAAGAGCAGUCUUUUUAAGCUCCUGUAGCUCUACUAUACACAUUACCGGUCAAAAGUUUGGAGACACUUGACUGAAAUGUUUCUCGUGAUCGUUAAAAAUCUUUCGAUCUGAAGGUGAAUGAUUAAAUGUGUGAAAUCGGUGUUGUAGACAAAAAUAUAAUCGAGCAGACAUAUUCAUUUCUUUCAUUAGAAAACUAAUAUUUUAUUCACAAAAAAAUAUUGUUUUAAGCGGACGACUCGGAGCGUAAUAUUCCGAAAAGCAGCCGAUGAGAGUCCAGCGUAGGUGGGAACUCCUUUUAAUACUGUUUAAAAAGCAUCUCAGGGAAAUUCCUCAAGAAAUCGGGUGAGAAAACGCCAAGAAUACAUUUCUGGAAAUUCUAGGAAAAAAGGGCGUCUACUUCGAAGAUGCUAAAUAAAUGAAUUUAUUUUGGAUUUUUUAUCACAACAUAAUUCCCCUAGUUCCAUUUGUGUUACUCCAGAGUUUUGAUGACU
This is a messenger RNA of Ictalurus furcatus (blue catfish), 2611 nucleotides long. It is a transcript of the gene trim65, whose product is annotated as tripartite motif containing 65. Lineage: Eukaryota; Metazoa; Chordata; Actinopteri; Siluriformes; Ictaluridae. The coding region runs from base 90 to 1652 and encodes 520 amino acids. The transcript has 7 exons. Gene Ontology annotation, molecular function: protein binding. The record is from RefSeq and is a predicted model, not a curated record.